This is a messenger RNA of Myotis brandtii (Brandt's bat), 2712 nucleotides long. It is a transcript of the gene SOX8, whose product is annotated as SRY (sex determining region Y)-box 8. The record is from RefSeq and is a predicted model, not a curated record. Gene Ontology annotation, biological process: enteric nervous system development; negative regulation of transcription by RNA polymerase II; morphogenesis of an epithelium. Gene Ontology annotation, molecular function: DNA-binding transcription factor activity, RNA polymerase II-specific; RNA polymerase II cis-regulatory region sequence-specific DNA binding. Gene Ontology annotation, cellular component: nucleus. The annotation marks the transcript as partial. Lineage: Eukaryota; Metazoa; Chordata; Mammalia; Chiroptera; Vespertilionidae. The transcript has 3 exons.
GCGGACGAACGCUUCCCAGCCUGCAUUCGCGACGCCGUGUCGCAGGUGCUCAAGGGCUACGACUGGAGCCUAGUGCCCAUGCCUGUGCGCGGCGGAGGCGGAGGCGCGCUCAAGGCCAAGCCACACGUGAAGCGGCCCAUGAAUGCCUUCAUGGUGUGGGCGCAAGCGGCACGCCGUAAGCUGGCCGACCAGUACCCGCACCUGCACAACGCCGAGCUCAGCAAGACACUGGGCAAGUUGUGGCGCCUGCUGAGUGAGAGUGAGAAGCGCCCUUUCGUGGAGGAGGCCGAGCGGCUGCGGGUUCAGCACAAGAAGGACCACCCCGAUUACAAGUACCAGCCGCGCCGGAGGAAGAGCGUCAAGACAGGCCAGAGUGACUCGGACUCAGGCGCCGAACUGGGCCACCACCCCAGCGGUGCUGUGUACAAGACUGACUCGGGCCUUGGCGACGCACACCACCAUGGGGACCAUACAGGGCAGACCCACGGGCCACCCACCCCACCUACCACCCCCAAGACGGACCUGCACCAAGGGGGCAAGCAAGAGCUGAAGCUGGAAGGCCGCCGCCUGGUGGACAGUGGGCGCCAGAACAUCGACUUCAGUAACGUGGACAUCUCAGAGCUGAGCAGUGAGGUCAUUGGCAACAUGGACACCUUCGACGUCCACGAGUUUGACCAGUACCUGCCCCUCAACGGCCACUCGGCCCUGCCCACAGAGCCGGGCCAGCCUUCCACCUCUGGCUCUUAUGGGGGUGCCUCCUACUCACACUCCGGGUCCGCGGGCAUUGGAGCAUCCCCCGUGUGGGCCCACAAGGGAGCCCCAUCGGCCUCCGCAUCACCCACCGAAGCAGGUCCCCCUCGGCCCCACAUCAAGACGGAGCAGCUGAGCCCUGGCCACUACGGCGACCAGUCCCACGGCUCUCCAGGCCGUACCGACUACAGCUCCUACAGCGCCCAGGCCAAUGUCACCACGGCCGCCUCGGCAGCAGCUGCCAGCUCCUUCACCAGCUCACAGUGUGACUACACCGACCUGCAGGCCCCCAACUACUACAACCCAUACGCUGGCUACCCGUCCAGCCUCUACCAGUAUCCCUACUUCCACUCAUCCCGCCGGCCCUAUACCUCACCGCUGCUCAGCAGCCUCUCUGUGCCACCUGCCCACAGCCCCCCCAGUAACUGGGACCAGCCCGUGUAUACCACCCUGACCAGACCCUGAAGGCACCAUGGUUGAGUGGAGGGGGCCGGCGUGGGCAGAGGAGAACCUUUAUCUCUGAAAAGACAGAGCAUCUGAGGUCUCCCCGGAGGUGUUGGCCAGCGAGGUGAGAAGAGGCAGCCGUGUGUGCCCAACUCUAUCAAGUGCCUGCUGACGUGUGCAGGAGACCAACCGAGCCCCUUUGCUUUGCGUCCAGAUCUCCGAAAUCCGUUAAUGGACAAAGCCCUCUUGCCCUCUUCUCUCUUUGUGGUGACUGGCAACUUCGAAACGAAGGAUGGCCAUUUGGUCCCUCUUCUGCGCCGACACCAGCGCCUUAUGGAGCCACGGUACAAAGGACAAAAGGAGGGAAGAGGCACUGGGUCUCCAGGCCCCCUUCGUUCUGAGGUCCUGGCCAGUCUCAGCACCAAGAACUCCCAGGACCAAUGGAUGAGAAUUCCGCGGCGAAAGGGCACACCCGCAGCCUUGGUGGGGAUGCGUUCGCAGAAGCAGUUGGGCAGGGAUGCAUCCGCAAGAGCACCUUGGCGGGGAUGUGUCUGCAGGAGCGUCUCUGGGGACCAGCUUGUUAGUUCCGAGGUGUUCCUUGUAGUUAGGGCUCUUCCGAGGAAGGUUUGGCUGUGAUUAACACUUCUCUCUUUUUAUUUUAUUUUUUUUAAAUUUUUAAUUCUUGAAGCUCAAACGUGUUUGAUUUGUUUUGAAAGCUGUUAAGAUGUAUUUAUGUCCUGUAUUAUUUUAUCUUUAAUGAAUGAAGUAAUUUGUGCAGAUAGUAGAAUUUAAGAUAAAAUGGAAGCCUGGGAGCUGAGGACUUGGGCCAGGAGGGCAGGCGGGGUUGGGACCCUGGAUCGGGGCCCAGGCUUCCUGGAGGCUGCUGGGAACGGUGAGGGAGAAGGAAUUUGCCUUGUAGUGUCUCUGAUCAGGUUGGGGUGCUCCUGGCACCAGGUAUUGACUUGAGAUUUAGGAGGCAGGGACAUCAUUGAGUUUCAUCCCUGCCCACAACCGUGCUAAGCGGUAGAGACGGGAAUUUCCUGGGAUGUGGUGGCUUCAGACACACGUUAAUCUUGGCUCUUAGGAGCCAGGCGCCACCUCCAAGCUGUGAAACUAAAACCUUCUUCACUAAGCGUUUUUAGAUUCUUCAUUUUAGCUGAAUAAUACCUGACUUACCUGUACUGCUUCCGCUGUACGCUGAGCUAUGAUAACUGCCAAUUUUAUGGAAACUCGUGCCUUUAAACUUUGUAAAUUUAAAUACAUGGAAGAAGUUGCUUCUUUUUACUUUUUCUACUUUCCUACCUUUUUCUAGAGAAGUCUUUUUUGCAUAUCUCUUUCUGUGGGUGGGGGUGGGGAACUGCAGCACACUCGUUUUUAUGCAAUCUAUUUUUCAGUGUUGAGUUUGGACUUUUGCUCUCACUUACCUGCUGUGGUGUUUCACUACUUUUCUGACCAAGCCAUGCUAACUUUUGUACAGAUUGAUUUGAUAAAAUUAAAAAAAAAAAUGCUUUCUAUCUA